This is a messenger RNA of Penicillium cinerascens, 873 nucleotides long. Its product is annotated as putative methyltransferase. NCBI's taxonomy places the organism in Eukaryota, Fungi, Ascomycota, Eurotiomycetes, Eurotiales, Aspergillaceae. Bases 1 to 873 code for a protein of 290 amino acids. The transcript has a single exon. The record is from RefSeq and is a predicted model, not a curated record. Gene Ontology annotation, molecular function: oxidoreductase activity.
AUGAUGACCACAGAGACGACCACAACAACACCGCCAGAGUAUAUCCCUCGCGGCCCAACAACCGCCGACCUCACCUUCUACGCCCCACCACCAGACAAUAGCGCGCCCUUCAACUACGUCGAAUCCCCACCUCCAGGCCAACCACAACGCAACUACCUCGAAAUCCCCCACUCCGUUCCCCUCAACGACAUCCGCGGCCACGAAGCGGAAUACAACCUAGAUAAAGACUCCGUGCAAGCACUCCAAAACAUCACCUCGGCUGCAACAUACGCAACCUUCGACUCCGACGCCGCCGUCCGCUCAAUCUACUACCCAGAAGUCGAACAACUCCUCCUCUCCAAACUCCCCGGCGCCCACAAAAUCGUCCUCUUCGACCAUACAAUCCGCCGCCAGAAAGAUGGCGCUCCUCGACAGCCCGUAACACGCGCCCAUGUCGAUCAGACACCGCGCGCAGCCGCCGAGCGAGUUAGGCUUCACACCACCGACCCGGAGGAAGCGGAGAAGCUCCUCGCGGGCCGAUACCGCAUCGUGAACGUAUGGCGCCCGUUGACCGUUGAACCGGUGCAGUCGGCGCCGUUGGCGUUUGCGUCUGCGGCGUCGGUGGACGAGAAUGAUCUUGUACCGAUUGAACAUCGGUAUCCCAAUCGCACUGGCGAGACGAUGGGUGUUAAGUAUAAUCCAAACCAGAAGUGGUUGUACUGGUCCGGGAUGACGGGGGAUGAGCGGUUGUUGCUCAAGUGUUCGGAUUCGCGCGGGCUUAGGGAUGGGGAUGUGGCACAGUGGGUGCCGCAUACGGCGUUUUGGGAUCCUCGGACUCCUGCUGGUGCGAGGAUUAGGGAGAGCAUUGAGGUUAGGGCCUUGGUCUUUGGUUGA